This is a messenger RNA of Adineta steineri, 564 nucleotides long. Lineage: Eukaryota; Metazoa; Rotifera; Eurotatoria; Adinetida; Adinetidae. The record is from the annotation of a GenBank genome assembly.
AUGGCAUCCUCUUCCUCUUCUUCGUCGUCAUCUUCUGCAGCAGCACCAAAAUUAAUCAUUCCUGAAGAUAAAUCAGCCAGUGAUUCAACUAAUUCUCGUCCUUCUCCAGCUGCUGACUCGGCACCUCCGAUUACUGUUAUACCUCCUUCAAAUAGAACAGCCACAAAAAAACUAACAAAAAUCCUUUCAACUCAAUCAAGUUUUGAUCGUCAUCAUCCUCCACAUCCAUGUGCCAAACGAUUCUCAAUCGAUGCCGAUCCAUCAUCAAUCAUUUUGAAUACACCAGUUACGGAUCUUUCCAACAAUCCAUCACAACAACCUUCGUCACCGGAUGUUGAAGAAAUCACAUCAUCAAAUCAUACUUCAUCAACAACUAAUAUUGGAAAAGAAUCAUCGCCUGCUCGAUCACCGUCAUUAAAACAGAGUGAUAGUUUUUUGGAAAUACCCUAUGAAAAAGCUGAAAUAGUGGAUUUAAUUAAACUGGCUGAUGAUCCAAAUGCAGCUGCACAUGUUACACACGGUGGACAAGAAGUAUUACUCGAACAUGGAGCUGUUCCCCAGUGA